AUGGAUAAUAAUGCAGAUGGAAAAUCAAAAAGCAUCAAGAACAUAAAAUUUUUUGAAUCAUUAAAAGGGUGCAUUAAAAGAGUGAAUGUUAGUGAUUUGUAUAAAUGUUCUAUUGAAUCAUUUUUCGAAAAAACAAAAGAAUCUAAUAUUGAUAUUAAUCAUAUAAUAUGCAAGAAUGUCUAUGAAGAAGUUGUUUACUUUUUUUACACAAAUGUAAUUGAUGAAAAACACGAAUUUCUCGCUUCCAUUCUUGAUGAUGAUGCUUAUAAUAAAAAAAAUAAAUUGGAAGAUAUUAAAGAAAAUAUAAAAAAGAAUAAAUCAAGUUAUUAUGAAAAGUUAAAUAAAUUAAAAAAUAUAAUUCUUGAAAAUAUAGAGAACUGUCAAAAAUGCUUAAUGGUAUAUUACGUUCUUCAAAAGAAAUUUAUAGAGAAUAUUUCCUCGGUUAUAAAAAAUGAUGAAAAUUUAAUAAGUAUAAUAAAAAAUGAAUUAUUUAAAAUAAAUUUUUACCGAGUUAUUAAUAAAAUUGUUUGUCCUGUAAAUAGUAAUAAAGUAUAUUCAAUUAUAUUAGAACUAAUGUUAAAUGGAUCGAAAAUAUUUCAAGUAGACAAUGAUUAUCAGUUAGAUAUAAAUAAAAUAAAUAAGGAAAAUAUGAAAUUAUUUAUUGAAAACUUUUUAAAGUUAGAUGAUAAAAAUAUAUAUAAUAUUAUAAAAAAAUAUACAAAUGACGAAUCAUUAUAUUUUUUCUGUGGUAUUUUAUAUAAAGAAUUUAAAACCAGUAAGAAAUUGUUAAUAGAAAUUAAUGAAUCGUUAUAUAAUAAGGAUGAGUGUAAUAAAAAUGAAAAGAAUGACGACGAUGUUUGCAUAAUUUCUGAAAACUUGGGAUAUAAUAGUAAUAAUAAAAAAUUGGAGCAAGGAACAACUAUUAAAAAUGCCAAAAAUGAAAAAAAAUAUAUAAAUAUAUUUCCUUACAUUUAUUCGCAUAUAUUCCUUCUGUUAAAACACACUGCGGUGGAAGACGGAAUCAAGAAAGUUUUGAAGGAAAAGAUAAUCCUUUAUUCCUUAAUGUUAAAUUCAUUAAGAUACUCAGACAAUUUUAUACAAUUAAUUAUUUUUAAAAUUAUUCAUAACACAUUUAUAAAUGACGAAAUUUUUUUUUCUAACGAUGCAACUAAAAAACUGAUAUCUUCCAUAUUUUUAUAUUGGAUAAAAUUGUCAGAUGGUUGUAUUAUUAAAAUGAUUAACAGUAAUUUGUCUGAGGAAAAUACUUAUUCGAAUAAACCAAAAAAAGAGGAUAAUUUUUUAAAAAAUAGUAUUAGAGAUUAUGAUAUAUUUAAAUAUAUGCAAUGCUUAUUAUGUGGAAUAUAUUUAUUAUUUCACAUAAAAAAAAAAAAAGUGCAUAUUAUUGAUAAUGGGGAAAAUAGCAGGAGGAGCAACAGUAAUAAUGACAGCAAAACAAAAACGCCGUCAAAUAUAUUGAAGAAUGAAGAUAAUAAGAAUACGGGAUAUAUAUUAGAUGAAGAAAGCACAAAAAGUUUUCACUUAAAUAAAUUUAUUACUAGCAAUGAAAGUAAUACGUAUUUAAUAUGGAUUUUAUUUCAAGAUCAUAUGGAAAUAAUUAAUAAUUUACUAAAUUUGUCAUUCAAAGUUUUGUAUUUUUUGAACCAUUUUAAAUUAUAUAUUGCAAAAAAUGCAAAUAUAAAAAAUAAAUAUUUUGAAUUGGCGUCUACUUAUUCUUGCAUAAACAUUAUUUAUAACAUCCUUGAUAUGAAUAAAAAAUCAUAUAUUCAUUCUUUUGAAGUGGAUGAAUAUACAAAAAAUCUAUAUAAAAAAAAAUUAAAAGAGAAUUGUGUGAUUUUUGAGAAUAUUGCUAUAUAUUCUCUUUCCCCUCUUAUUUAUAGCAAGGAUUAUUACAUUCGCCUGUUUUCAAUAAAGGUGUUGUCUAUCAUUUUAUCUGAUUCAAAUAUCCGUGAUUCGUUGGAAAAAAAUAUUAUUUUUGGGAUUUUUGAUUCCUUAGUGAAUAUAGAAUUUUCCAACGAUAAAUUACAAAAAAAUGAAGAAAAGCUUGUGGUAAACAAUUUAUUAUUACACAUAUUUAAGGCUAAUAUAAAAGAGAAUGCAUAUUCAAAUAAGUUAACAAAUAUAAUAUUUAGUGAUAAAAAAAAUGGAAUAAUAAAAUACCUAGUACACGUAUGUGAUGACGAUUUUAAUUUAAUAGAGUUGAAGCAUAUAUUUGAGCAUUUUUUCGUUUUAUUUAUAAAAAUAAUAAAUAUUGUGAUAAAUAGAGUUGAACAAGUAUUACCAAUUGAAAAAUAUAAAGAUUUAUUUAUGAAUAUUUAUAGCGUUAUUGAAGUGUUUAUGAACGAAUUAAAAAAAGAAAAGAAUAAGAAAUUAAUAUUGUUUUUUUUGCCGCAAACCAUAUAUUUAUGUCAUUUAAUUUCAAAUGGUAUAUAUAAAGCAAAAGUUCAUUCAGCUAUAUCUUUUCUUACUUACGUUUUUAAUACAAUUAAAAGUAUUGAAAGUAGUUUAUCAUCUAUUUAUGACGAUUUAAUUAAUUUAAACCAUUUAUAUGAAGAGAUAUAUGAUGAAGAAAUAUGCUAUAGUAGUGAUGAUGAUAAAAAAGAAACCAAAGACAUCAAUAUUUUGUAUUUUUAUAAUAAAAUAUACAAUAUUGAACUUGAAGAAAAAUCAAAAAAUACAAAGGACGUUAAUCAUGGGGGUAGCAUUGGCAACAAUACCAACAUUCCUAAUGGGAAAACAAAUAUAAUCAAUAUUACUGGUUGUAGCAAUAAAGAUGAUAAUAAAAAAAAUAAAGACGAUAUGACUAAGAAUAAUAAGUUUGAUCAUCUGCAAAAAUUAAUAAAAAAGUGUGAAAAAUAUAGAAAUAUACGGAUAAUGAAAAACAAAGAAAACGAUAAAAUGAUCUACAAAUAUAUAAAUUGCUUUUUUUUUUUAUGUGUAAGUAACACAAAUAAGAAAACGAAAAAAAAUAUAAUAAAGGCAUUCGAUUUGAUUAUUAAAUAUAUUAUGAAAGAUGAAUAUAAAAUGAAUAGAUCAAAGAAUAAAAGUAAAAUUUUAACAUUGCCACUUAUAAUUAUUAAAGAUAUGGAAAAUGAAGAAAAAAGAUAUAAUUUAAUUAUUGGUCCUUAUGAUUAUAUAUUAAAGUGUUAUAUAAUGGAUUUGUUUAAGUGUAAAAAAUACUUGGUGUUAUUUUUAUUAUCUAUAUUAAAUUUUACUAACACCAUGAUAUUGUUUUUAAAAAGAAAGGAUUUUAUAGAUAGUAGUACAAAUGAAAAAUUAAACAUAUUAGAUUGUUUUAUAUUAAUAAAUUCGAAAGUGUGGUUUUAUUUGAAUGCUACAAUAAAAUGUUUAAUUAAAUAUAUGGACAGAAAUAAUUGUGAUAGCAUUUUAUUACGAAUUAUUAAUUUAAUAAUUGAUAACAUUUGGAAAAUUAUUAUAUACAUUUUUUAUAGUGUUAAGAUAAAAGAUUUUGCUAUAAAAAUAAAGACGUGUGGAAUAAAUGUCUAUGUAAGAGAUGCACUUUUGCUAUUUUUAAAAUUUUAUUCGACAUGGAUGUUAUUUAUAAAAAAAUUUGCAAAGGCGGAAAAAUACCGUUCUUUAAGCAAUAUUUUACCGGAUUUAUUUUUCAAAAAGUUAUCUUUUUUAAGUAGCCAAAUAUUAAACUUUUUUCAAUUUAUUGAAUCAAAUAUGUGUUUAAUAACUGACAAUGAAACGAAUAUAUUUCUUUUAUCUAAGCAAAAGGAAAUUAUUAACACCAUUUUAGAAUCAUUGAUAUAUUUGAUAAAAAUGAAAGAGCCGAAUAGUUAUGAAAGCUGCUUAAAUAAUAUUAUGCAAUACAAAUUGAAAUUAAAGACUUUGCAACUUCCACAAUGUGUUCAUGAAAUACUGACUAUGUGGGAAUACAAAAAUAUUUUUAAUAAAACCAAAGAAAUUUUAUUGAACCAAAUUCAAGGCAAUGAUUUGUCAUUGAGGAAUAAAUUGGAAGAAGAAGGCGAUUCAUUGAAAAUAAGUAAGUUGAAUAUUCAAAAAAAGGGAAAAUUAAAGAAAAUAAUAGUGAAACUAUUAAAAUGCAAAGAAGUUAAUGAUUUAUCACAAAAAGAUGAGCGCGCAUUCCAUGUUUCUAAUUCCAAAAAGCAUGAUAUUAAGGAGCAUACCUUUCCAAAUUAUGAGCAAGAUAAAUCAAGAUCGGAUAUUAAAUCCAAUUUAACUUGCAGUAAUGAAAUGUUAAAAAAUAAUGGCAUAGCAAAAGAAAAUACAGAGAACGAAACUGGAAGAAAGGAAGAUACUACUUCAGGUGUAUUAAAAAAAGAAGAAGCAUUAGAAAAAGCGAAAAAAAUUUUGGAAAAAAAUGCUUCAUUAAAAACACAGAAAAGAGCUAUCAUAUUGAAUGAAAAAAAUUCUGAAAUAAAUAAGCAUCAAUACUUUAAAGAGAUGAGAGAAAAAAGAGUGGAAUUAGAAAAUACUAUUAAUAAAUACUAUAUUAUGUUGCAGGAGUUUCUAGAAUGGGACUUUUACGAUUUAGAGAAUUUGGAUAAAUACAAAAAUUGCAUUAAUGAAGAGGUUCCAACACGCUUUAAAAAUGAGGACGAAUAUCACAAAUUUUUUAAGCCUAUGGUAUUGGAGGAGUGCAGAUGUUCCAUAUUAAACAAGAUGGUCGGAGAUACAUACAAAUUUGUUAUUAAUGUUAUUGGGAAAAAAAAAACGCCAUAUUGGCUAAUAUGGAAUAUCUCGGCAUCUAACGAAAAUAAAACAAAUCUUGAUAAUUUGAAACCAAUGGAUCUAAUAGUUUUAGUUCCAUAUGACGAUGGGAAUGAUAAUUUACGAAAUGGCGAUAAUGGAGAUAUUAGAUAUGAUGAACUAAAAGAAAUUAUGAAAUCGCAAAAGCAUAUUCUUGGAUUAGUAGAUGUUGCUUCUAACAAGACAGAAAAUAUUUAUGACAUAAAAUUAAUAAACGAAGAUAAUUUUCCUUUGAAAACAGAAAAGAGGAAAAACCGAUUAAAUUUAAAUUAUAUAACAAAUAAUAAAUAUCAUGCAUAUUUUAUUUGUAGCUUAAUAACAAACAUAAGAGAAUUUCAAAGUGUGUACGGAAGUAAGAGUUCACCUUUAUUCAAUAUAAUUUUGGAUCCUGUAGAAAGUAAUAAUAAGGAUAUACCUGAAAAGAAGCAUGGAUAUAAAAAUAUAAACCAAAAUAGAGAUAAAAUAGUUAGUGAAAAGAAAGAAAACUUAAAUAAUUAUGAAAGGUUCAUAUUGCAGAAUAUGAAGCGCUAUAAUAUAUUAAAUGAAUCACAAAUUGAUGCUGUUAAAUUAGUUUUUUUAAAUAAAAAUGGAAUAUCCCUAAUACAAGGUCCCCCUGGAACUGGAAAAACAAAAACUGUCAUUGGUAUUAUAUCUGCAUUAUAUGCAUUAAUGAAUGAUAAUAAUAGUGUUCUAAAGAAUGGAAAACAAGUAAACACAAAAGAGGUGGUUUACAAUAAUGAAGGGAAUGGAAAUAAUAAAAAGAAAAUUUUAGUGUGCUCACCAUCAAAUUCUGCUAUAGAUGAAAUUGCUAAAAGAAUCUUGAAUGAUGGUUUAAUGAAUUUUAUGAGGGGAAAUAAUAGUAAAAAAAAUAGCAACAAUAGUAGUGACGAUAGUGAUAUUUUAGAUGAUAAUAAUGAUAAUUACAUAAAUAAGAAAUAUAAUAAAAAAGGUGGCACAUUGUUUACUGAUAAAAAUCGCGAUAAUAAAUAUCAUAAAACCCCAUAUUUAAAAAAACAAACUAUCAUACCUAAAUGCAUUCGAAUUGGGUUAUCGAAAAAGACUGAUAAAGAAAUUCAGCCAAUUUCAUUAGAUUACAUAUUUAAUAAAAGGAAAAAUUCGAAGCAAAAUGCUUAUGAAGAUCAUUUUAAUAAUCGGAAAAAUUCGAUAUCCUUUUCUCUUAAAGCAAUCGGUUUUACCUUAAAUAAAAUGAAAGAAGUAAGAGAUAAAUUGAACUAUAAUAGUUCAAAAAAAUAUUGUGUAGAUGCUAAUGAUACAAAAUAUAAUAAAGAAUCAUGUGAACAGGUUGAAAAUAUAAAUAAUUUUUUUUCUGAAGAAAUAAUAAAUAAUGUUGAUGAAAAAUAUUUGGAAAAAUUAUUAUAUUUAUUUAAUGAAUCACAUUCACAUUAUGAAUGGAGUUUCGAUAAAUUAAAUUCAGAAAAUAAAACUUUUGAAGAAAGAAAAAAAAUAUUAAUUGAAGCAGAUAAAGAAGUUGGUGCUUUUUAUUCAAAUAUUAAUAAAGAUAAUAUGGUUUUAGAAAGCGAUGUUAUAUUUAGUACAUUAUCUGGUAGUGCAUCUCCAAUUUUAGAAAAUAUCGAAUUUGAAUAUUUAAUAAUAGAUGAAGCUUGUCAAUGUGUGGAAUUAAGUUGUUUGAUACCAUUUCGAUUGAAAGUAAAAAGUAUUAUUAUGGUUGGAGAUCCAAAGCAGUUACCAGCUACUGUAUUUUCUGAAGAUUGCAAAAAAUAUGGUUAUAGUAGAUCAUUGUUUGAAAGGCUAUUAUUGUGCAAAAUUCCAAGUGUUUUAUUAAAUGUUCAAUAUCGUAUGAGACCAGAAAUAUGCUAUUUUCCUAAUAAAUAUUUUUAUAAUGGGUUAAUAAAAAAUGAUGAGAGUUUAAUGAAUAAGCCAUUAUUUUAUUUACAUUAUUUAAAUAUAUUAGGAUGUUAUAAAUUUAUUAAUAUACAAGGUAUUGAAUCAAUUACACACCAUAAAUCGUAUAUUAAUUAUGCUGAGGCUUAUUUUAUAUUUAGAUUAAUAGUGCAUAUUCAAAAUAUGAUGGAAAAUAAAGAUAAUGCUAGUCCAAUACCUCGAUGUUAUAAAUUAUCCAUUAAUUUUAAUCUGAAAGAUAUUGGUAUUAUUUGUCCAUAUCAAUCUCAAGUGCAUUUAAUUAGAAAAUUGUUUGAAAAUAAUUUCCCAGAUAAUGAAUAUCCAGAAGUAUCAACUGUAGAUGCCUUUCAAGGACGAGAAAAAAAUAUUAUAAUUUUUUCAUGUGUUCGAUCGUACUUGCAAGCUAUGGAAUGUUUAAAAAAUAACAAUGAAACGAAUACUUAUAAAAAUAAGAAAAAUAAAUAUUUCGAUACAAAAAAUUUGGAUGAUGACGAUUCAGACGAUUUACAUAAAAUAAAGUGGAUAAAUAAUAAUGAAAAUAGUAAUUCUAUAAGUAACAAAAAUAAGUUUAAAACAAUACAAAAAUAUGGGAAUAAUAUUGGAUUUUUAAAAGAUGAAAGAAGAUUAAAUGUUGCCCUUACAAGAGCAAAAGAUUCUUUAUGGAUAAUAGGAGACAAAACAAAUUUACAAAAAAACUCUACAUGGGACUCUUUAAUAAAAAAUGCAAUAGCAAGAAAUUGUUAUGUAGAUUUGAAUUUAAACUUUGAUAGAAGUACUAAAGACAAAAACAUCGAAGAUAUAAUAAAUAAUUUUUUUUUAAAAAUGGAUAACAUGACAAAAGAUGAUCAAGAUUGGAAAAAUGAUGAAAAUGAUGUAAAUAAUGAUACGAAUAGUGAAAUAUUUAAUUCGUCGAAUUCGGAAUAUAGUAUUAAGAGGAAUAAAAAAAAUAAUGGAUAUUAUGGUAAGGAAAAAACCCACCAAAAAAGUAGUGACGAAAAUGACAAUAUGAAAAACAAACAUAAAUAUAAAAGUCAAAUGAAAUUGAAUCAUAAACAUGAAAGAGAAUUCAGUUUUAGUAGAGUAUAUAUAGGUAAUCAAAAUUAUGAAAAGGGCCAACAAAGCGAUAAGUUAAUUAAGGAUGAUUUAUAUUUUGAAAGAAAAAAUGGAAAUAAAAGACGAGCAGCUGAUGAUUUUAAUGAAUUCGAUGAAGGAAACAUGAUUUUUAAAAAAAUGAGACACUAUUAA
This is a messenger RNA of Plasmodium vinckei vinckei, 7881 nucleotides long. RefSeq names its product conserved Plasmodium protein, unknown function. NCBI's taxonomy places the organism in Eukaryota, Apicomplexa, Aconoidasida, Haemosporida, Plasmodiidae. The record is from RefSeq and is a predicted model, not a curated record. Gene Ontology annotation, molecular function: helicase activity. The transcript has 4 exons. The coding region runs from base 1 to 7881 and encodes 2626 amino acids.